AUGUUAACCAAACAUUUUUAUGCAAUUGUUCAAUCGGAAGAAAAUACCGUAGCUUUUUUAAAGGAAAGAGGACUUAUUGAAAUCGGCACUCCUCCUUCUGUUCACUGUGGUUCGCAAACUAAAUUCUAUACUCGCAAAGAAAGAGGAAAAGAACGAACAGUGAUACGAUGCACAAAGAAAGGCUGUCAAAGAACUCAAUCCGUCCGUAAAGGUAACACGUUUUUCACGUAUACUGAUAAAAAUAGUCAAUGUAAUAGUGGUCUGUCGUUGUCACAAAUUUUAGAACUAUAA
This is a messenger RNA of Macrosiphum euphorbiae (potato aphid), 291 nucleotides long. Lineage: Eukaryota; Metazoa; Arthropoda; Insecta; Hemiptera; Aphididae. The record is from the annotation of a GenBank genome assembly.